AUGUCAGCGUGGGACUGGGCCGAGCCGGCCGGCCGCGGCGCGCGCGAGGACGAGCGGGACACGUACCGGCAUUGGGAGGAGGAGGGCGAUGGUGUGACGCGCAUCGACGAGGAGCCGGGCGAGUUUGAGGAGGCGUGGGAGCACGCGCCGCCGCGGGAGGAAGCGCGGGAGGAACCGCCGGGCGAGGAGUGGGAGGACGUACACGAGAACGGCCGAACACCGCCGGAGGACGCUUCUGAGUGGAGGCCAGGGGAGGAAGAGGACGAAGACGAGAUGCUGCUGCAGUCGGCCGUGCCGUACGCGGCGCACGGCAACAGCGACAACGAAUGGGGCUUCGGCCACUCCCGCUCGGCCUCACGCAUGGAGAGCGCCGACGAGGAGAUUCCCGAGGAGCUGGACCAGCCGCGCCGCAAGCGUUACAGCAACGUGGCGCCGCGCGUGGACAGCCGGCGCAACAGCGUCAGCAUCAGCCACACCAACAGCAUGCAGGACCUGAGCCAGCGCGCCAGCCUCAGCCGUCGGAACAGCAUCGCCGUGGAACGGCGCACGAGCCUGAACCUCAGCCCGCGGCCGAGCACGCCCGACGCCAGCACGCGCUCCAAGUCGCGCACGCCGUCGCGCUCUCGGGCGCAGUCCCGGCUGGCGCUGCGCAAGGACGACGCCGGCUAUGAGACCGACUGGGAGAACGUCGGCAGCCGCUUCGCCGAGGCCGGCGAGAAGUGGCGCGCGCGCCGCGUCACCUUCUUCAAGAACGGCGACGCCUGGUUCCAGGGCCUGCAGAUGCGGUUCGUACCGGGACGCGACUGCGCUUCGCUCGAGGUGCUCUGCAGCAAGAUUUCCGAGCGACUUGACCUGUCGUCGGGUGUGCGUUACAUCUUCGGUACGGACGGCACACGGAUACGGCGCAUCGAAGAGCUGGCGGACGGCGAGAGCUACGUCUGUUCGUCAACUCGUCAGUUCCAGAAGGCGCCGUACGGCAUGAAGAGCCUGGACAGCCGGACCCAGCCGGAGACGCAUGACCUGAGCGCGCGCCGGGAGAAGCCGAAGCGGCACCGCGUCAAGCCGCUCUCGCCGGUCGUCAAGCGCGUGUUCGGCAAGGGCAGCGGCGGCUCCGGCAAGAGCGGCGGCCGCCGCUCCGGCGACGGCUGCAAGAUCAAGAUCAUCAACAACCUGGACAAGUCGAUCCAGAGCUACGUGCACUUAAACUUGAAAACGACUCAGCGCUUCGAGGACGUGCUCCAGGAUCUCGGGCAAGUUGUGAAGUUGAAGGACGCCCGCAGGAUGUACACCACCUGGGGUCAAGAGGUAAAGAGCUUCUCACAGCUGCGGAACGACUUCUACGAGACCGACACGUUCUACCUGUGCACGGGCGAGCAGACGACAGUGCGGGGCGCGAAGGUGUCGCGAGAGGAGGCGCACCGCGGCGUGGAGGACAAGCGGCUCAACAAGAUCCUGCGACGCCACAACAGCGAGCCCCUCCUGCAGGUGAAAGAAAAGAAGCCGCUGACGACGCGAAGCAGGGCUGAAUCUGUGAGCGACGUCUCGGCUCCGAAGAGCGCCUCCGAGAAGUCCAAGGUCAAGGUCAGCCUGCUAGGCCGCGUGCGGACCUUCUACAAGCCGUCCAAGGACAUGCCCGUGCAGUACCUGCCGCCGGAGAAGCGACUCAAGCUGGACUGGGUUCACGGCUACCGCGGCGUGGACGUGUACCGCAACCUGUGGGUGCUGCCUUCGGGCGAGCUGCUCUACUAUGUGGCCGCCGUGGCCGUGCUGCUGAACAGGCACACCGACUCCCAGCGGCACUACACCGAGCACUCGGAGGACAUCCUGUGCAUGGACCUGCACCCGUCGCGGCACAUCGUGGCCUCCGGCCAGCGGGCCGGGCCGGGCUCGCGCGGCGCCUCGGUCCGGGUCUGGGGCGCCGAGCGCCUCGACACGCUGCACGUGUUCGGCAGCCGGGAGCUGCAGGUGGGCGUGGCUGCCGUCAGCUUCUCCAAGAUGAACCAGGGCGCCUACCUGCUGGCCGUGGACGCCGGCGAUGAGCACCUGCUCACCGUGUGGACCUGGCACAACGAGCAGAUCCUCGGCAAGGUGGCGACGCACCAGGACCACGUGUACGGCGCCAAGUUCCACCCCAUGGACAACAACCUCAUCAUCACGCACGGGAAGCAUCACCUGACGUUCUGGAACAAACGAAGGGACGGUAUCUUCGAUUCUGUUGACGUCUUUGGAACCUCCUCGGCUCGGACGGUGCUGGCGGUGGAGUUCGAGCCCGGCGGGGAUCUGAUCACCGGCGACUCUGACGGCUUCAUCACCACCUGGACCAUCGACAACGAGGGCAAAUACUACAAACGGGUCGACUUCGAGGCGCAUUCCUCGGCGGUGACGUCACUGCUGCUGCUGUCGGAGGUGACGCUGCUGUCGGGCGGCGAGGGCGACCGCAGGAUCUGCGCCUGGGACUGCAGCGAGCAGUACACCAAGCGAGCCGAGACCAGGCUGCCUGAGGCGGCUGGUGGCAUCAGAACGCUGUGUCCGCAACGAAUCAACACCAACGACGGAAACGUGUACGCCGGCACGGUUAAAAACAUGAUUCUAGAGGGCUCCAUCAUGCGUCGCUUUAACACGGUGGUGUUCGGACACAGCAAGCACCUGUGGGCGCUGGCGGGCUGCAACGAUGACGACUGCUUCAUCACCGCCGGCUAUGACAAGCUGGUGGUGAAGUGGAACGACCACCACAAGGUCAUCUGGAAGUCCCCGAUUGGCAGCGAGGCGGUCUCGUGCGCCAUCCACCCGCUGGACACGGUGGUGGCCGUCGGCUCCAUCGACGGCUACCUCUCCGUCUUCAAGCUGUCGGACGGCUCCCAGAUCGGCUCAUUCCGCGUGUGCGGCCAGCCGCUCAGCAGCCUCAGCUACAGCCCAGGCGGUGACAUGCUGGCGGUGGGCGCCCAGACGGGCAGCGUUUACCCGUACAAGGUGGGCCGGGACGGCACCGUGUACGUCAAGUUCGGCCCCAUGCAGGGCACCCAGCCGCUGACCCAGCUGGACUGGAGCACGGACGGCGAGUGUCUGCAGGCCGUCACUGUCGACCACGAGCUCAUACUCUGGAACAAACGAUCGCUGACGAAGGAAAAGUUCCAGUUCAACUUACGGGACAAGAAUUGGGCGUCGUAUACGUGUACUGUGGGCUAUCCGGUUCUAGGAGCGUGGCCGGACCUGCACUUUGACCGUCAGCAGGGCGUCUGGUCGGACAGCUACGCCGACUCGCGUAAGGCCAAGGUGCUGGUGAGCGCCUGCCGGUCGCGUGACCAUGACCUGCUGGCCGUGGGCGACUCGGAAGGCGGCAUCCAGCUCUACAGGUACCCGUGCCCGCUGAACGUCAAGGAGGCGGCGCAGUGCCAUAGCUACAAGCCGCAGAGCUCGUACGUGGCCAGCGCUCGGUUCCUGCGCAGCGGCCGUCAGCUGGUCACUGUCGGCGGCACAGACGCUACUCUGCUGCAGUGGAGGGUCCAGUAGCGCUUAGGCGCUCUCCUGCGGUGGAGGAGCCUGCGACGCCGAGGCGCUCUCCUGCGGUGGAGGAGCCUGCGGCGCUGAGGCGCUCUCCUGCGGUGGAGGAGCCAGCGGCGCUCUGGCGCUCUCCCGCGGUGGAGGAGCCUGCGGCGCCCUGGCACUCUCCCGCGGUGGAGGAGCCAGCGGCGCUGGCGCGCUCUCAAUCUGUGGAGGAGCCAGAGGAACUGUAGUCCGGUGCGGUGAGGAAGAACGAAAUAGAAGAAGACUUGCUUCAUCAGGGUUCCGUCAGAAGAAGCGAUGCUGAGAUCGUAUUGUUGCCGUGAUAGAAGACCAGCUGACGCUGUGAUUGGGUGCCACACCCUUCACUCGUGAUUUGGUAAAGGAGGAUCGUGUGAUUGAUUGAUUGCGCUGAAGCUGCUGAUAGACAACGAUAAGAGAGGGUGGCCGCUGAGGAAGGGGAUUCGGCCGCCACCACCAAGGGAGAUUUCGUGUUGCAAAACAGACAUUGAGGCGUGCUGUUAAUGUAAGCGGACUGCACCAGCUGCGGGGGGUGCGUUGUAAAUAUUGUAUUUGUGGGCCAUGGAAGCCCACACGUGCUGUGCCCUACGCCCGCUGGUAAUGAGCUGUACCUCAGCCAGCUGAUACCUUUGCGACAACGCGUCAAAAUGAGGUGAGCUGCGGAAUGUGUCGGACCUCCCAGACGAUCGGAGGGAGAUGAACAGACUGUCGAAUAUUGAUCUUGUGAUGUCUGUAGGAGCCGUAAAGCAGUGGUUUAGUUUGACGGAAGGAUUUAGACGAACUAGUAUCGUCACGGAUGGAAAAGUCAUUCAGAGCAUCCCUUGGUCCGACGUGUUAGAAUGUACGUAACGUUUCGGCCAGCCAUUUCUCCGGGGAUCGUCAGGUGUUUUGAGUUCUGAGGACUGGCUGCUGGUUGGCUUUCAGCCACAUACAGUCGUCAGCCAUAUCCCGGCCAUCGUCACUCAGUACCUGGCAACGGCCCGAACAUUAGCUGGCCGAAACGUUGUGAACGCACCAACACACCAGGCGAGGACGAUAGUCCGAACGACUAUUCCAUCCGGUAAAGCGGUGCUUGUGGGUGAUACGGGGCUCUCCGCCAUCCGACAGCCAGGCGGCAGUCCAAGGAAGACUGCGCAGACCCGGGCUUUCCUGACGCGGUUUUGGAUGCGGAACUAGAGGUCUAUGCAUCAUGCUUGCGCGGGCUGACCAGGGACGAGUCAAGCGCGGCUCGAGGUGCUUGGAUCACGAGACUUCAGCUACUGAAAUCGCGCGAGACGCGCGGCAAACGAGAUACUAGUUUUACAUGCACCCUCUCGUUUAUUUG
Messenger RNA from Pollicipes pollicipes, 4846 nucleotides. RefSeq names its product echinoderm microtubule-associated protein-like CG42247. The coding region runs from base 1 to 3510 and encodes 1169 amino acids. Gene Ontology annotation, cellular component: mitotic spindle. Gene Ontology annotation, biological process: microtubule cytoskeleton organization; intracellular signal transduction. The record is from RefSeq and is a predicted model, not a curated record. Gene Ontology annotation, molecular function: microtubule binding. Lineage: Eukaryota; Metazoa; Arthropoda; Thecostraca; Pollicipedomorpha; Pollicipedidae. The transcript has 19 exons.